AUGAAGCCAUCGAUUUUCUCCUAUUCUGUCGUUCUCCUCCUCAUUGCCUAACCAACGGCGAUCUCUCACAACUACUCGGAUGCUCUCACGAAGUCAAUCCUAUUCUUUGAAGGUCAACGCUCUGGAUAUCUUCCUAGGGAGCAGAGGAUGACGUGGCGCCGUAACUCUGCACUCAACGACGGCAAGAACCUCAAUGCCGACUUUGUUGGCGGUUACUACGACGCCGGAGACAACAUUAAGUUUCAUUUUCCGAUGGCUUUUACAGCUACGAUGCUUGCGUGGAGCGCUGUUGACUUCGAAAGUUACAUGUCCACGGCAGAUCUCCGGGACAAUCUCGUCGCUCUCCGGUGGGGCACCGAUUAUCUCCUUAAGACUGUUUCGCAACUCCCUAAUCGCAUCUUCGUGCAAGUAGGUGAAGCAAACCCGGACCAUCAGUGUUGGGAGAGACCGGAGGAUAUGGACACACCACGAACCGCUUACGCUGUGGAAGCGCCGCACCCGGCCUCUGAUUUAGCCGGAGAAAUCACAGCUGCGUUUGCGGCCGGUUCGAUCGCAUUCAAAAAAUAUGAUCCUAGUUAUUCUAAACUAUUGCUCCAUAAUGCUUUAAAAGCUUUUAAUGUUAACGGAUAUGAGGAUGAGUUAUUAUGGGGAGCUGCAUGGCUGAGAAGAGCGACCGGUGAAGAUUCUUACAUUAAAUACUUAGCGGACAAUCGUCAAUCUUUUGGUGCAGAUUUCAAUUACUACGAGUUUGGAUGGGAUAACAAAGUUGGGGGUGUCAAUGUUCUCGUUGCCAAGGAAGUAUUUGAGAAGAAUGUGCUAUCAAUUGCACCGUAUAAGGAUACGGCGGAAAAAAUGAUGUGUUCGUUUUUCCAUGGAACGCCCGGUCCACAUAUGACUUACACUCCAGGCGGUCUUCUUUACAAACAAGGCAGUAGCAACCUUCAAAACACCGUUGCAUUGUCUUUCCUCCUCCUCAUCUACGCCGAUUACCUUUCCAAAUCCUCUCAACAACUGAAUUGCGGCAAUCUCAAGAUCCAACCAGAUUCUUUCCGUCACUUGGCCAAACGACAAGUGGAUUACAUUUUAGGAGAUAAUCCAAUGAAAAUAUCGUACAUGGUCGGGUACGGUAACCACUAUCCGAGACAGAUCCACCAUCGGGGUGCAUCCUCACCGUCUAUCGCAAGUCAUCCCACAGCCAUCAAAUGCUUAGAAGGAUGGAAUGUAUUUGCAUCACCCAAACCGGACCCUAACCUCUUAGUAGGAGCCCUUGUCGGUGGGCCCAAUGUAGAUGACAAAUUCGUUGGAGGUAGGACUAAUGCUAGUGAGACAGAGCCGACGACUUACAUCAAUGCUCCUUUUGUUGGUCUUUUAGCUUAUUUUAAAGCCAACAAAAUUUCAUAUAUAUGA
This is a messenger RNA of Eutrema salsugineum, 1407 nucleotides long. RefSeq names its product endoglucanase 22. The record is from RefSeq and is a predicted model, not a curated record. Gene Ontology annotation, biological process: carbohydrate metabolic process. NCBI's taxonomy places the organism in Eukaryota, Viridiplantae, Streptophyta, Magnoliopsida, Brassicales, Brassicaceae. Gene Ontology annotation, molecular function: hydrolase activity, hydrolyzing O-glycosyl compounds.